CUACUUUGUGUAUUUACUGCUGGAAAUAAAACUUGCCAAUCUGAUAAAUGCUUCUCUUAACCAAUGAAGAUCAAAUUUUCUUUGCUCAUUUUCUUUUAAUGUAUGUUCUUCUUAUCGGGGCCAAAAAGCAUUCCUUUAUGAAAAUGGAAGCACCCAGAACAACUGCUUGUGGCUGAAACUUUAUCUGUAUACUUUACCGAAGAUUUACAGCUAAGUUGUAUGAAAGUUAUUUUGUUCACAAGCAGAAAAACAAGCUAAAGAUACCAAAUGCUUAGUUCAAAGUAACUCUGCCUGCUUGAGAACAGUGACAGCUAAUAGCAGAAGGCAUGUUCUACACUUUAUAAACUGCUAUAUUUUGUGCCUAAAGUUGCUCCAAAGAGUGCUCCACUACCUGAGAGAUAUGGAUCAUCCUUUCCUUGAAGCAGAAAUGAAGGCAGUUUUGUAGAAGUCAUGAACAUGGACAGUUAGUAAGAAGAGCAGAACUGAUCACAAAUAGAUGGGGAUCUAUUUUCUGCUGUUAACUGCAGGGCUCUGCUGGGGGCAGUACAACCCCAACACUCUCCCAAAGAGAACAUCUAUUGUGCAUCUCUUUGAAUGGUGCUGGCAGGAUAUUGCUCAGGAGUGUGAACGCUACUUAGCUCCUAAUGGAUUUGGAGGUGUUCAGAUUUCACCUCCAAAUGAAAAUGUUAUCAUUACUGACCCCCAGCAACCGUGGUGGGAACGAUACCAGCCUGUUAGCUACAAGCUGUGCACAAGAUCUGGAAAUGAAACUGAAUUUAGAGACAUGGUGACCAGGUGCAACAACGUUGGAGUGCACAUUUAUGUGGAUGCAGUAAUCAACCACAUGUGUGGAGCUAAUGCUGGGGCUGGUGACCGCGCAACUUGUGGAAGCGAUUUCAAUGCAAAGACCGAAGACUUCCCAGCUGUUCCCUAUUCUGCCUGGGACUUUAAUGAUCAUAAAUGUAAAUCUAGAAGUGGAAACAUUGAGAAUUAUCAUGAUAUAUCUCAGGUGCGGGACUGCCGCCUGCUCAGCCUGCUGGACCUGGCCCUGGGGAAGGACUACGUGCGCUCCAGGAUUGCCGAGUACCUGAACCAUCUCAUUGCCAUCGGCGUAGCAGGGUUCCGGAUCGAUGCUGCCAAGCACAUGUGGCCUGCGGAUGUCAAGGCGAUUUUAGACAAGCUGAAAGAUCUGAAUACUCAAUGGUUUCCUGCAGGAACUAAACCUUUCAUUUACCAGGAGGUAAUUGACUUGGGUGGAGAGCCCAUCAAAGGCAGCGAAUACUUUGGAAAUGGCCGAGUGACAGAAUUCAAAUACGGUGCCAAGCUGGGGACAGUGAUCCGCAAGUGGAACGGAGAAAAGAUGGCCUACUUAAAGAACUGGGGAGAAGGCUGGGGCUUUGUGCCUUCUGACAGAGCCCUGGUCUUUGUGGAUAACCACGACAACCAGAGAGGACACGGGGCUGGUGGAGCUUCUAUUCUCACCUUCUGGGAUGCCAGGCUCUAUAAAAUGGCAUCUGGUUUCAUGCUUGCCCACCCGUACGGGUUCACCCGUGUGAUGUCAAGUUUCCGCUGGCCAAGAUAUUUUGAAAAUGGAAAGGAUAUCAAUGACUGGGUUGGGCCCCCAAGUAACGCGGAUGGCUCCACAAAGCCUGUUACAAUCAACGAGGACACGACCUGCGGCAACGACUGGGUUUGUGAACAUCGCUGGCGUCAGAUCAGGAACAUGGUUAUCUUCCGUAACGUGGUGGAUGGUGAGCCUUUCUCCAACUGGUGGGACAAUGGCAGCAAUCAAGUGGCUUUUGGCCGUGGUAAUAAAGGCUUCAUCAUCUUCAAUAAUGAUGACUGGAAUAUGAGCGUCUAUCUGCAAACUGGACUGCCUGCUGGUACCUAUUGUGAUGUUAUUUCCGGACAAAAGGAAAACAACAAAUGUACUGGAAAGCAAGUGUUUGUUUCUGGUGAUGGAAUGGCUAAUUUCCAGAUUAAUACCGAUGCUGAAGAUCCAUUUAUUGCAAUCCAUGUUGAUGCAAAAUUAUAAUUUGGGAGAAAUAUCCUUCUCUGUUUGGUCUGUUAUGUUUCCCCUAUAUGUUACUCCUUGGUUUUUGAGAAUGAGCAACUCUCUAUUGAAUAAUAAAUGGCAUUCAAAUUGAA
Molecule: messenger RNA, 2148 nt
Organism: Cyanistes caeruleus (blue tit)
Lineage: Eukaryota; Metazoa; Chordata; Aves; Passeriformes; Paridae
Source: RefSeq, a predicted model, not a curated record